CUGAUUGUUUAUCUCGUGAUUUUGAUUACUAGGGUUUCGUUUUUUUUUUCAGAGAGAAGGAGAGAAUCUGAAAGAGAUGAGUUACGGACAAGACACCGGUGUUGAGAGGCGCAAGGGCACUGUCAAGUGGUUCGACACACAGAAGGGGUUCGGCUUCAUCACUCCCGACGAUGGCGGCGACGAUCUCUUCGUUCACCAGUCCUCCAUCAGAUCUGAGGGCUUCCGAAGCCUCGCCGCGGAGGAGCCUGUCGAGUUCCAGGUCGAGAACGACAACAACGGCCGUCCUAAGGCGAUAGAGGUGUCUGGACCCGACGGCGCUCCUGUUCAAGGCAGCAGCGGUGGUGGCUCGUCUGGCGGAGGUCGUGGAUUUGGCGGCGGUGGAAGAGGUGGAGGUCGUGGGUUCGGCGGCGGAAGAGGUGGUGGUGGUGGUGGUCGAGGAGGAAGCGACUGUUACAAGUGUGGUGAGCCAGGUCACAUUGCGAGAGACUGUUCCGAAGGUGGAGGAGGAUACGGAGGAGGAGGAGGAGGGAGAGGUGGUGGUGGUGGAAAUGGUGGUGGUGGAGGUGGCGGCGGAGGAAGCUGUUACAGCUGUGGCGAGUCGGGGCAUUUCGCCAGGGAUUGCACUAGCGGUGGACGUUGAUCAGAUGGGGAAGCAUUAUCGCAGCUUAUUAUCUAUUUAUUGUUCGCUUUUUUGCUUGUGAUGGAUCUCUUUCGUUUCUUGGUUAAUUUUCGGUUAUCGGUUUAAUCACGUUGAUGGUUAUUUUGUUUAUGCUUUUUGACGGUUUAAUGGGGUACUUGUGAUGGGUGAAAGAUGAUUUCAUAAUUAAGACUGGUGUUAAUCCAUUUGUAUU
This is a messenger RNA of Brassica napus (rape), 851 nucleotides long. RefSeq names its product cold shock protein 2-like. The coding region runs from base 77 to 640 and encodes 187 amino acids. NCBI's taxonomy places the organism in Eukaryota, Viridiplantae, Streptophyta, Magnoliopsida, Brassicales, Brassicaceae. The record is from RefSeq and is a predicted model, not a curated record. Gene Ontology annotation, molecular function: nucleic acid binding; zinc ion binding. The transcript has a single exon.